Amaranthus tricolor (Joseph's coat) is the source of this 1752-nucleotide messenger RNA. RefSeq names its product eukaryotic initiation factor 4A-9. The record is from RefSeq and is a predicted model, not a curated record. Gene Ontology annotation, cellular component: cytoplasmic stress granule. Lineage: Eukaryota; Viridiplantae; Streptophyta; Magnoliopsida; Caryophyllales; Amaranthaceae. The coding region runs from base 169 to 1410 and encodes 413 amino acids. Gene Ontology annotation, molecular function: ATP binding; RNA helicase activity; translation initiation factor activity. Gene Ontology annotation, biological process: cytoplasmic translational initiation. The transcript has 5 exons.
GCUGGACAUCGGCAAUUGGGUAAUUAAUUUGGAAUUACACUUACAACCCUUUUGCCUUUUCUCUCUCCUCAAAUCCCUGUUACUUGUUAGAGCUCCUCCACAGCUCUAACUCAUCGCAUUCUCUCUUCAAUUUUUCUCGGUUUAUCUCAACACCAAUUUUAAGUAGUCAUGGCCGGAAAUGCUCCUGAAGGAUCACAGUUUGAUGCCCGUCAGUAUGACAACAAAAUGAGCGAAUUACUUUCUGAAGAAGGAAGUGAUUUUUUCACCUCUUAUGAUGAGGUUUAUGAAAGCUUUGAUAAGAUGGGUUUGCAUGAGAAUCUUCUCAGAGGAAUUUAUGCUUAUGGUUUUGAGAAACCCUCUGCUAUUCAACAAAGGGGAAUUGUUCCUUUUUGCAAAGGUCUUGAUGUGAUUCAGCAAGCACAAUCUGGUACUGGAAAGACAGCUACUUUCUGUUCUGGUAUCCUGCAGCAGUUGGACUAUGAGUUAGUGGAUUGCCAAGCUCUUGUUUUGGCUCCUACCAGAGAGCUUGCUCAACAAAUUGAGAAGGUCAUGCGUGCUCUUGGUGAUUAUUUGAAUGUUAAGGUUCAUGCUUGCGUCGGAGGAACAAGUGUUCGGGAGGAUCAAAGAAUCCUUGCUGCUGGAGUACAUGUUGUUGUUGGUACUCCUGGACGUGUUUUUGACAUGUUGCGUAGACAAUCUCUUCGAGCUAAUAAUAUCAAAAUGUUUGUUCUUGAUGAGGCUGAUGAGAUGCUUUCUCGAGGUUUUAAGGACCAGAUUUACGACAUUUUCCAGCAACUACCGCCAAAAAUCCAAGUCGGAGUAUUUUCUGCUACUAUGCCUCCUGAGGCCCUUGAGAUUACCAGAAAGUUCAUGAAUAAGCCUGUUAGAAUUCUAGUGAAGCGAGAUGAGCUCACCCUCGAGGGUAUCAAGCAAUUCUAUGUGAAUGUUGACAAGGAAGAGUGGAAGCUCGACACUCUUUGUGACCUUUAUGAAACCUUGGCAAUCACCCAAAGUGUCAUCUUUGUGAACACUAGAAGAAAGGUUGACUGGUUGACCGAUCAAAUGAGAAGCCGUGAUCACACAGUAUCAGCCACACAUGGUGACAUGGACCAGAACACUAGAGACAUCAUUAUGCGUGAGUUCCGUUCUGGGUCAUCUCGUGUCCUCAUUACCACUGACCUCCUUGCUCGUGGUAUAGAUGUGCAACAAGUAUCAUUGGUUAUCAACUACGAUCUGCCUACCCAACCAGAGAACUAUUUGCAUAGGAUAGGACGUAGUGGUCGAUUUGGAAGGAAGGGUGUUUCAAUCAAUUUUGUUACCCGUGAGGAUGAGAAGAUGCUUUUUGAUAUCCAGAAAUUCUACAAUGUCGUCAUUGAGGAACUCCCCGCCAAUGUUGCUGAUCUUAUAUGAUGAUUGCUGGUCGUCUUUUGUUUAUGCUUCUUAGCAAGAAAGUCGUUUUGUCUGUCCGAGUAGUAAAGUAUCAAUUAUAGUUACCAGUCUUAAUUGUUAUGUGUUCUCGUAUUAUUUCUCCUUUCUGGGAAUAUCUGCAACCUUUCUCUGACUUAUGUGGUUUUUCAACUAAUUUUUGUAGGAUAUUUGAGACAUUUUAGUUGUACUCUUGGUAUUUUAGGUACAGGGAGAUUAUUACUACCUUUUCUUGUUGGGUUAUAUCUUUUCUGCUUUUCAAGUGGAUUUGUUUUUGAAUAUUAACUCUAUAAUUUUUAAUUAUGUUAAAUUUGACGGCUUGAAUAA